AUGUCGAAAACAGAAGAUGUUGACGAAUACGAUGUAUACGACCUCAAGGAGUUCGACGAUGCCGAGUUGUGUGCGCUGGAUCUGCUCCUUGCGCCGUCCACACAGACAGAGUCCCAACAAAGCGGGCCACCCCACGAGCCCGACGAAUACGAAGCGUACGACUUUUCAGAGUUCUCAGCGGAAGAUUUUGCACACAUCGACGUGCUCUGCCUCGCCGGCGCCCCCAGCGGAGGUCCUCGUGUCGCCAUCGAGGUAGAGGGCAUCGCUGACUAUUGUUCUGUGAAGGGAAUCGCGAAUAAGGCACAGAGCGCACCGACGAGUCCUUUUGAGCAGUUCAGGAGGCGCCCUUGGCUGUCAGUGACAGACCUGGUCGGUCCUGCUUGGUGCGAAGUCCAAUACGACUAUGGGCUUCGGCAAGGGCGAAAGAAAAAACUGCAGGAUAGGCCAGCGUCAUUCGUCACUGCCCAAGGCAAGACCAUCAAAGUCAAUCAGAACACGGCGAAGAAACGGGAUAACACUAUGCAAAAAGGCAAGUCAAUACACAAGGCCCUGGAGCGCGAAAUUCGACCGGAGGAAAUUCAAAUUGCAACGAAAACGCGGGAAGAACGCUGGGCUCUGCGGACGAUGAACAUGAUCUUGUGCUUACAUGAUCUCAUGGAGAAAGGAUUCUGUCGUGAGAUGGAUGUUUUCGGUGUCAUCCACGGCGAGCCCGUUAUUGGUAUCGUUGACGAAAUUGUCCGAAGGCCUAUCGGCGCGGAGGCAAACAAUGGGACCCCGCUUCGCAGUCCAAAUCAACGCUGCUCUCCGUCGACUCCUUCGAAGUCCAAGAAGAGGCACAGUCGCAGGACACCUUCGCUGUCGCAAGCUCAAAUCUCCACGUUUUUCCAAAUCUCACAAGCUACGAGUGGGCGAGCAGAGGAUUCCAGCGCCAAUGUGCAGGUUGCGAAUGAAACACCGUCGUUCACCCUCCAUCUUUCAGAUACCAAGACGCGCCGCUCGCCAACCCUCCCGUCGGAGCAUGAUGCACUGCAAUCGCGUCUGCAGCUCAUGAUAUACCACCGACUUCUCAGCAACAUGGUUGCUUCACCAGCAGUCCCGGGCGUUCUCGCCGUCCAGCCACUUGACUUCGCUUUGCUAUGGGAGAAAUUUGGCUUGGAUCCCAUGCGCCCAUUCUCAGAAAUAUUUAUGCAAGGGGCCAGUUUGCUGCUCGAUGCUGAGUAUGCGAGUGGGCAUAGUAAUGCGCCUAUCAUCAGCUGUCUUGAUGACCUCACUGCGCUCUGGAUGCACACCGUGGAGGCGCUGGACGUUAACGGCGUCGACAGUACGAUGGAGCUAAUCUACAGGUUGCAGGGUAGCAAGAAGGGCAAGGGAGGACGUGGUGGCAAAGAGAAAGAACGGAAAGUAGACGCGGACCUUGCGCCAGCGUUGCAAGCGAGUUUGAAUCAGACCCCUAUCCUUUUCGAAGGCGGCGAUGAUGCGCUGGCUCGGGCCAUCGCCGAGAGCUUGAAGGACUCCGUCGACGGAGGGCGUGCAGCGGACUGCGACAUGGGCAUCCUGACACAACCAGGUCGGUCACCGGACGUUGCUACGAGGGCGCAGCCGGAUCCCCUUCAACGUGACCUGCACGGGGGAAAGCCAUUAUUGACACUUCUAGAGGAAAUUCUCUCAUCGAACUCUUCCAAGCGCCGUAGGGAACCUGCCGCUGAGGCGGUCCCUCAUAUUGAUACCGCUGCAGAGUCUACCGUUUUAGAUGUUGCCGUCAACGACACCGUGGAGGGCACCGCUGUUGACACCGACAGUGGUGCGGAGGGUACAUCGGUGGAUGGCGAGAACGAGACCAGCGAUGGCGAAAAGACGCCCAUCUCAGGGGCCGAGCUUCAUGAGAAAGCGCACAUCCUCGGCUCGAGGGAGUUUGUUAUGGACAAUGACCUGUUGGAUGGGUACUUGACCGGUGUCCUGCAGUGGUGGCACGGCGAGCGACCGCCGCACGGCGUGGAAAUCGAGGACACGGGGCGCUGUUGGUCAUGUGAGUACAAAGAGGGAUGCGAGUGGAGAGAGAAGAAGGCUUUAGAACUACCUCAGGAGAGGCGCUCUCCAGAGCGAGGUGGUUGA
Sparassis crispa is the source of this 2112-nucleotide messenger RNA. RefSeq lists its product as hypothetical. The transcript has 7 exons. NCBI's taxonomy places the organism in Eukaryota, Fungi, Basidiomycota, Agaricomycetes, Polyporales, Sparassidaceae. The record is from RefSeq and is a predicted model, not a curated record. Gene Ontology annotation, biological process: interstrand cross-link repair. Bases 1 to 2112 code for a protein of 703 amino acids. Gene Ontology annotation, molecular function: single-stranded DNA 5'-3' DNA exonuclease activity. Gene Ontology annotation, cellular component: nucleus; mitochondrion.